AUGGCUGCAGAUUCAAAAGAUUCUGCUCUUCAAGUUGCUUCGCUUUGUUGUGAAAAUCAAAGCACUUAUCCACAGAAGCAAGGUAAUAUAUGACAGGACUUUGCCCUGGAGCUCAAAAUCUCAGCUAACUUUCUGAUUUUCGGUUUUUUAUAGGUACCUAUUCAUGGCAAGCAGAGCUUCGUGAUAUUCGAGAUUGCAAGAAAAUAAACGACAUUCUCGAACGAAGAAGCAUUGAAAUUCGUAGGCUUUACGAGCAGUGCCAAGAUUCAUGUAAGUGUUAUUUUCAAAUCCUUCUUUUUUGUAAAAGGGUGUUGCGUACUCAGCUGUAAGAUUUCCGCACAGCCGCAUACAUAUCAGCUCUAAUUAUUAUGCAUGCAUGUUUUGACAGAUGACUGUUUUGAGUUUUCACACAUUUCCCAUUUCAUACAUUCAUAUGUACGGUAUUUUAUGUUGCUUUUCUUCCUCUUCGUCGCGAGGGUUUCUUUUAUUUUUCUCACCACGAGGAGCACGAGACACGUGACGUUGCCAUCCUUUUCUGAUGGUUGUGAAGAAUAAAUAUCGUUGAUUUGAGAAUUCAACAAAUCAGCUAAACAAAUCUGAUUGAUCCCAAAAAUACAUACCCUAUAUUUAUUAUAAACUAGUGUUGUGUUUGAUUUAAAGUGUGUAGUAUUUGUUGUUUGUAGCAUUUGUGUACCAAAAUUGUGAAUUUCUAUACAGGGGCAAGUUUAAUAAAACUGUAAUUUACAAGACUAGUGUGCUCAUUGUUUGAGUGUCUAAAAACAACACUGGUAAAUCACAAUUGUAAUAGUUUUAUUAAAUUGACCCCGAGUUUAAAAAUCAAUGAAAUAGAAACAUAUUGAUCGCUGGCUUCUUUUUAUAGUGGAUGAAUGUCGUCAUCUUGAGGCGGAGUGGUUCGUUUUAGUUACAGAAAAAGACAAAAAUUUUCGGCAACAAAUUGAAGAGGUAAUAUUAAUAGAUUAAGCUUGUCAGACAGGCUGGUUAAUAUCAAACUUAAGGCUUUAAGUCACACAACAACCAAGAAAUGAGGUCUCGGGGGAGUUGUGUUGUUUUUUAGAUUCGUCUUUUGCUUUAUGUAAUGUGUGUUGGUAUAUACUACAGAACUGAAAGAAAGAUGGUGGGAGACCAAUGUUUAAAUAUAAGACUACUAAAAUGAUACAGGGUGCAUUGAUUCCAUUUUGAUGAUCAGGAUCAGGAUUAGUGAUCCCAUCAUCCUGAAGAGACCCAGGAGUGAUAGCUGGAUCUUUUUGAAAAAGUUUGCUGCUGAUUUUCCUGACGCGACUCACCACCCCUUGGUCUCCAAGGAUGAGAUCACUCGGAAGAAAGCACAACAAAGGAGCCAACAAAGGGUUGCCCAAAGAGGAUUUAUUAUUUCCUUUGAUACAUCAUGGUCUGAGUGACCUGCAUCCCUGAUCCUGAUCUGGAAUAUACCAAAGGAAAUGCAACCAAUGCCAAACCUCCAGAAUUCAAACACUGGUGAGCAAAAACCUGGUGUCAAUGUUAUGGGAGUGUUCAUAUUAUAGAUAUAGGGAUUUCAAGAUGUUUGGUGUCUUUGGCACCAAGGGAACUGUUUGUUAUUAAAAAUAUUAUCAUAGAGGUCCGCACGGGGAGAGCUUCAUCUGUAAAAAUAGUCCAGACAAGUGCCAAAUAACGAAAAGCAUUGUUUUUCUAAUUCUAAAGGAAAAUGAAGAAGGCAAGAAGAAUAAGAUGAAACAACAGUACGAUGUCAUUAAAUCACAGGAUACUAUCAGUGUUGCUAAACCAAAUGAAACCACUUUNUACUGCCGAAGAAAUGACAUAGACAUCACAAAAAAGUCCACAGACACCGUGAAAUCAAGUGAUGUUCAUGAUGAAAAUACCUGUGCCACACCCCUACCUCCCCAGGUACUCAUUCCACCUCCCCCGCCACCACCCCCUGUGGGAAAUUUGGCAGCUUUUUUGGUAUCAAACAGAGCUCUGAAGGAAAGAGGUUCUCAAAAUCACCAGAAAAAGAAUUUUAAACCAGUCAAACCAGAUCCAGCAACACCAUGCAAUCAUCUUAAUGAAGAGCUCCUCAACAGAAUAAGAAAUGGGUGUCGUUCUGAACUAAAGAGCACGCCAGUGAAACGUUCGCCCGGUGGCACGCCACUAAAAAGACAAAGACGGAUGUCUGAGAGUGACACUUCUGAUUUAAUAACUGUGGCACUGAAAAGGAAAUUCCAACAUACAAUUUUCCAUAGCCCUAAAGAAUGUGAUUCACCAAGAUCUGUUGUGUCUCCUGGAGAUAUAUAA
Molecule: messenger RNA, 2289 nt
Organism: Porites evermanni
Lineage: Eukaryota; Metazoa; Cnidaria; Anthozoa; Scleractinia; Poritidae
Source: the annotation of a GenBank genome assembly